Molecule: messenger RNA, 561 nt
Organism: Fusarium subglutinans
Lineage: Eukaryota; Fungi; Ascomycota; Sordariomycetes; Hypocreales; Nectriaceae
Exons: 2
Coding region: 1-561 (186 amino acids)
Source: RefSeq, a predicted model, not a curated record
AUGUCGACACUCGCUUCAUCUCGAAAGAGGGCAUUGACCCCCUCUUCUCCAGGCACCAGCUUGAGCAAGAAGCUAAAGCUGACAAGCAUAUCCCCGCCCCAACCUCUGAGUCUGAAUCAGCAGAUCUCACCUGCCACGCUUACGACACUUCUGAAUCAAGAUCCAACUGAUCUUAUGCCAGAUCUGCGGAUGCAGGUGACAUGUCUCAAACUGUUUCUCCUGGCAAUUGCUCGCAUGCCAGAAACUACGCCAAGUGCGAACAACGCACACAAACGUAAACACGAAGUUGGGUAUAGACAAGUUGUAGAGGCUCUCAACAAGCUGGAUAUUCUGGGUAUUGCGACGCGGAAAAUGAUCGCCGCUGUUAAUGAUAUUGACAAGCUUACGAGAGACAUUGAUGAGAUUCUGGAAUUUGAAGAGCCCUCGUUUCCUAAUGUGCAGCUGAAGAGGUCAUGUGAACAUUUCAUGGGUGCGUAUGAGGAGAGAUUGGCUAGCUUGGACCCCAUGAGAGAAAAUGGCUGUGACGAUAGUGCGUCACAUGAAGAGCAAGAACUGGCGUGA